Molecule: messenger RNA, 462 nt
Organism: Exophiala spinifera
Lineage: Eukaryota; Fungi; Ascomycota; Eurotiomycetes; Chaetothyriales; Herpotrichiellaceae
Exons: 1
Coding region: 1-462 (153 amino acids)
Source: RefSeq, a predicted model, not a curated record
AUGUCCGUAAUCCACCGCCCUGCCCAUCUCACCCAUGCCGCAGCUAAAGUUGCCUCGGCCGCCUGUAUCGAAAAGGCGCGCGCCAUCAAUGUGCCCAUGAAUAUCGCCAUCGUCGACGCCUCCCUGUACCUUUUGCACUUUGAACGAAUGCCAGGCGCGAAACUCACGUCGGUCGACAUUGCGCAGAACAAGGCCUUCACGGCCGCCGGCCACCGCGCCCCGACGUCCGUGUACAAGGAGAACGUGUGGCCCGGCGGUCCGGCGUUCGGCCUCAACAACAGCAACGGUGGGCGGUUCAUGUACGUGGCUGGCGGCAUUCCGAUCGUUGUGGAUGGCGAGGUCGUCGGUGCCAUUGGGUGUAGCACGGGGACGCCGCAGCAGGAUUCGGAAGUUGCACAGGCGGGCGUCGACGCGAUUACCGAACUUGUCAAGAAGACGAAGGAGCCAAAAGCCAAGUUAUGA